AAAAAAAAAUCCAAUGGACCAACUGAAAAAGUCACUCUCUCUCAUCGUCACUCAAUCGGAGCAAAAGUCUUACGCUGAAUCGCUCUUGCCUGGAAAAUGGAACUGUAAUGAGAUAUCAUGUAAAGAAAGCAAAUAUUCUCUGCUUUCUUCUCACAUUUAUGGCUUCUCUCCUCUGUUUCUUCCUCUUCUUCGUUUUUGCUGGUUUCUCACCUGCCAACGCUGAAUUUAAUUCAACUUUUACCCCCAUCAAUCGCGAUCUCUACCAUUCAAGUACCGCGUUGUUAGAGCAGAUAAAGGCAUUGGCUCAUCGUCACCCAGACAAACUCACUGUAGAGACGAUUAAAACCGAAAACAAAGGUUACCGCGCAGAAAUUACAGUAGCUACUUUUUGCAGUAGUAGUAGAGGGAGUGAUGACAGGUCAAAAUUUCGAAUCCUAAUUAGUUUCGGGCAGCAUGGUAGGGAGCUCAUUACAUCUGAACUUGCAUUGCGGAUCUUGUCAAUCCUAAGUGAGGAACAGUUUCUGCCCAAUACAAAUCCAACCUCCUUAAACAGUACUCUAGACAAGCUUGUCAUAAAGGUGGUACCUCUGGAAAAUUUGAAUGGCCGCAAACUCGUUGAAGGAGGAGAUCUGUGUGAGAGGAGAAAUGGAAGAGGAGUUGAUCUCAAUCGGAAUUGGAGUGUUGACUGGGGCAAAAAGGAGAAGGAUUUUGAUCCAAAUGAAGAAAACCCUGGGAUUGCACCUUUCAGUGAGCCUGAAACUCAAAUAAUGCGGAAACUUGCCCUAUCAUUUGAUCCUCACAUAUGGGUUAAUGUGCACUCUGGAAUGGAGGCUUUAUUUAUGCCGUAUGAUCACAGGAACACAACCCCUGAUGGGUCACCCUCACAGCGGAUGAAGACAUUGCUUAGUGAACUGAAUCAAGUUCAUUGUCACAAGCAUUGCAUGAUUGGUUCUGGGGGAGGCUCUGUUGGGUAUCUUGCACAUGGGACAGCAACAGAUUACAUGUAUGACAUUGUAAAAGUUCCUAUGGCUUUCACCUUUGAGAUAUACGGGGAUCCAACGGCAUCGUCAAAAGACUGCUUUAAAAUGUUCAAUCCGGUUGACCUCGCUGCCUUCAAUAGAGUUCUCAACGAUUGGUCUGCUGCCUUUUUCACUAUAUUUAAAUUGGGACCCCUCCAACUGGAUGAGGUUGGAUCAAAGGCUUCCACAGCCAAUUUGGACAAGUGGGUAUCCAUAGAUGAAUAUCUUGAUGGGUACUUAAUGGAGAGGAGAAACAGAUAUGGUAAGAAGAUGGAGGUGCUAGAUCUUGGGAUGCAGGAGAUAAGAACAUACUUUAGGCUCUUCUUGCUAUCCUCAGUCCUGUUGUUUAUCAUGUUUUGUUCUAGAAUUUCAAAGGGCAAGUCUGGUAGACCUAUUGUCUCAGCCAUUGCCCUCUGACCUUGUAUAUUGACAGGCAGUAGUUUGUUUUAUGAGUGAGAGAGACAGAUAUGUAUUGCAUUCUUUAGAGAAGGGAUUUUGAUUUGUGUAAUUAAACUUCAUAUAGGAUUUUUUUUCCCAUUUUCCAACACAUCUUGAAUGAAUUGCAACGAUAUUGAAGGAGUUA
Manihot esculenta (cassava) is the source of this 1602-nucleotide messenger RNA. RefSeq names its product metallocarboxypeptidase A-like protein TRV_02598. The record is from RefSeq and is a predicted model, not a curated record. Gene Ontology annotation, molecular function: zinc ion binding; metallocarboxypeptidase activity. The transcript is spliced from 11 exons. Lineage: Eukaryota; Viridiplantae; Streptophyta; Magnoliopsida; Malpighiales; Euphorbiaceae. Bases 108 to 1436 code for a protein of 442 amino acids. Gene Ontology annotation, biological process: proteolysis.